CCAUUUUGAUAUUGGUAUUUGGUAAACGGAUCCUCAAAACUGUGUCUCUGCUUCGUCUACUCGUCUACGGCUACCAAGCCAAUCAGGUUCAGAUAGAGAGAGAAAAGGGAAUUAAGGAUUUUAAGAUCAGAAGACGAAAUCAUCAUCAUCAUCUUCUUCUUUUUAUCAUUAUUAUUACUAUAUAGUAAAAGAUUUGUGCACAAAAAAUGGCUUAUAGGAGAAAGCACCACACAUCAACUUCUACUGCUACUUCCUAUGAGGAGGGAGAAGAAGAAGAUGACAGAGUCAAUUCCUAUUCAUCUUCAACUUCACUAGCUGCUAAAGCAAUUAGGGCGUCUUCCGCCGCCGAUCGGGAAUCUUCUCUCUCCUCCGCUUACGGCUUCAACAACCGGUCUUCUUCUUUUCCUCCUUCAAACACCGCGGCGACUACCACCACUUCUUCUUCUCAUUCUUCUUCUUCUUCUUCUUCUUCUUCAAAGGACUCAAAGCCCUAUGAGUAUACGUCAAUAAAUAAAUUGAAUGAAUCCAAACCAGGGUUUUGGGGUAGUCUUGCCAGAAAAGCUAAAUCUAUUCUUGAAGAUGAAAAUGGUCCUCAACAAGUGGAGUCGCCGCAACAAGUGCCUCACAAUUCAACUAAAACCAAGUACCAGAAUCCAUACCCAUCUCAAGAGAGCCAUCGAAAAACAGACAGUCCUAAAUUACAGAAGGGACUGAAUGCUAUCUCAUCCUCCCUAAAUUAUAUUGGCAAUGCUGUUGAGGAGGGUCUUACUAUUGUGGAGAAUAGGACUGCUGACAUUAUCCAAGAAACUCGUAAGCAUAUCAGGAAAAAGCCUAGUGGUGCUGCUGCACAGAAUCAGGCAACUAAUCGUGGUAGUACAUGGCAACAGUCUCAGAUGCAAACUGACCAAGAACUUCAACUUAAAGCAUCUCGCGACGUUGCUAUGGCUAUGGCUGCAAAGGCAAAGCUUCUUCUUCGAGAGUUAAAAACUGUUAAAGCGGAUUUGGCUUUUGCUAAGGAGCGAUGUGCUCAACUGGAGGAGGAAAAUAAAAUCCUUCGAGAGAAUCGUGAAAGGGGGGACAGCCCAGAAGAUGAUGAUUUGAUUCGUCUUCAACUUGAAACUCUAUUGUCAGAGAAAGCUCGAUUGGCACAUGAGAAUUCAGUCUAUGCUCGUGAGAAUCGUUUCCUAAGGGAGGUUGUCGAAUACCAUCAGCUUACAAUGCAAGAUGUUGUAUACUUGGAUGAGGGCACUGAGGAAGUAACUGAAGUUUAUCCUAUCAAGUUAGUGUCCAAUACACACUUUAACCCCACAUCUCUACCUUCUUCACUGCCUACUGAAGCUCUCCUUGAUCCAAGUCUGCAAGUAACCCGAGACAUCGCUCCUCACCCUGUCCGACCACCAGGAGUUUUGGAGGAUGCUCAGAGUGCUGCCCGACCGAGUUCAUAUAGUGCUGCAACGGGUCCAAAAAAGUACUCAAAUCCUUCUGUUUGAAUAGAUCAUUACUUCAUGUCCUAUAUUUUUUUGCUAGUUGGAAAUUGUAACUGUAUGUUAUUGCUCUUUAUUUACCUUUCUGUUAUUCAUUUUCAGUCUUUACUGGGCUGACACUGUUGUAUAUUUGAUACUCAAAUGUGCUCUACGCUUGCUAUAAUGUUAAAACCAUUUUAACGACUGUUAGCCUCAUAGUCUAAUUGUCAGCA
Jatropha curcas is the source of this 1696-nucleotide messenger RNA. RefSeq names its product zinc finger CCCH domain protein. NCBI's taxonomy places the organism in Eukaryota, Viridiplantae, Streptophyta, Magnoliopsida, Malpighiales, Euphorbiaceae. The record is from RefSeq and is a predicted model, not a curated record.